UCUGUCUUGUGAUUGCUGUUAAAGUGUUCCUUGAGUUUUAAUCACUUGUCCACAAUUUAACAGGGCGAGGUUUCUGUAUAACAAAUUUUGACAUAGUUUUGGAUGAAGUAAAAGUUUUAUUUGAUAUUAUAUUUCUUAAAAACAGAAAAAGUUACUCAAAAUGUCUAAUUUACCGAAAUUAGGAAAUGAAGAAAGGGAGUCCAAAUAUGGUUACGUCUUCGGUGUAUCGGGACCUGUCGUAACCGCAGAAAAAAUGUCCGGGGCUGCUAUGUACGAGUUAGUACGUGUAGGAUACUAUGAAUUAGUGGGUGAAAUUAUUCGUUUAGAGGGUGAUUUAGCUACUAUUCAAGUAUAUGAAGAGACAUCAGGUGUAACUGUUGGCGAUCCCGUGUUACGUACGGGUAAACCAUUGUCUGUUGAACUUGGACCUGGUAUUAUGGGUAGUAUUUUUGAUGGUAUCCAACGUCCGUUAAAAGAAAUUUGCGAAAUGAGUCAAAGUAUUUAUAUACCGAAGGGUGUAAAUAUUCCUGCAUUAAAUAAGAAAUCUGCAUGGGAAUAUUCACCUGAUUCAAAUAUUAAGAUUGGAUCUCAUAUUACUGGAGGUGAUAUUUUUGGUAUUUGCUACGAAAAUACUUUGAUUAAACAAAAAUUAACAUUGAAUCCACGUGCAAAGGGAACUGUUACAUAUAUUGCUCCACCCGGAAGCUAUAAUAUUACGGAUGUAGUUUUGGAGACAGAAUUCGAUAAUGAAAAAACAUCACAUACCAUGUUACAAGUAUGGCCAGUACGGCAACCACGACCUGUUACUGAAAAAUUACAAGCAAAUCAUCCACUAUUAACUGGACAACGUAUUCUUGAUUCAUUGUUUCCAUGUGUUCAAGGUGGUACAACUGCUAUACCCGGGGCUUUCGGUUGUGGUAAAACUGUAAUUUCUCAAGCGUUAUCAAAAUACUCCAACUCAGAUGUUAUUAUUUACGUUGGUUGCGGUGAACGUGGUAAUGAAAUGUCUGAAGUAUUACGUGAUUUCCCGGAAUUGACAGUUGAAAUUGAUGGUGUAACAGAAAGUAUUAUGAAACGUACAGCUUUAGUAGCAAAUACCUCUAACAUGCCUGUCGCUGCUCGUGAAGCUUCUAUUUAUACUGGUAUCACAUUAUCUGAAUACUUCAGAGAUAUGGGUUACAAUGUAUCUAUGAUGGCUGAUUCAACAUCACGUUGGGCUGAAGCCUUGAGAGAAAUUUCUGGACGUUUAGCUGAAAUGCCUGCCGAUUCUGGUUAUCCAGCUUACUUAGGUGCACGUUUAGCUUCAUUUUAUGAACGUGCUGGGCGUGUUAAAUGUUUGGGUAAUCCAGAACGUGAAGGUUCAGUAUCAAUUGUUGGUGCUGUAUCACCACCUGGUGGUGAUUUCUCAGAUCCCGUUACAUCAGCUACAUUGGGUAUUGUACAAGUAUUUUGGGGUUUGGAUAAAAAAUUGGCACAACGUAAACAUUUCCCAUCUGUAAACUGGCUUAUUUCUUACUCGAAAUAUUUACGUGCAUUGGAUGACUUUUAUGACAAAAAUUUCCAAGAUUUUAUCCCACUUCGUACAAAAGCCAAAGAAAUUUUACAAGAAGAAGAAGAUUUAUCCGAAAUUGUACAGUUGGUCGGUAAAGGUAGUUUAGCUGAAACUGAUAAAAUAACCCUUGAGGUUGCAAAAUUGAUUAAAGAAGAUUUCUUACAACAAAACAGUUAUUCGUCAUACGAUCGAUUCUGUCCAUUCUACAAAACUGUUGGUAUGCUUAAAAAUAUGAUUGCAUUUUACGAUAUGGCCCGACAUUCAGUUGAAUCAACUGCCCAAUCUGAACAUAAGAUCACCUGGAAUAUAAUUCGAGACUCCAUGAGCCAAUUGUUAUAUCAAUUAAGUAGUAUGAAAUUCAAAGAUCCAGUAAAAGAUGGUGAAGCUAAAAUUAAAGCUGAAUAUGAUCAAUUGUACGAAGAUAUUCAACAAGGUUUUAGAAACUUGGAAGAUUAAAUUAUUUAAAAUCGUGGUAGCAGAAAAAGCUAAAAAUAACACAAACACAAAUGUACUACUACUUAUAUUGACUUACUCAUUAUCAUAAUUAUUAUCACUGAUCAAAUUUUAUCUUUUUCAUCAUCAGAGAAAAUCAAACAGCGAAUAAAUCAGUAUUAAUUUUA
Chrysoperla carnea is the source of this 2172-nucleotide messenger RNA. RefSeq names its product V-type proton ATPase catalytic subunit A. The coding region runs from base 161 to 2008 and encodes 615 amino acids. Gene Ontology annotation, biological process: proton transmembrane transport; ATP metabolic process. Gene Ontology annotation, molecular function: ATP hydrolysis activity; proton-transporting ATPase activity, rotational mechanism; ATP binding. The transcript has 8 exons. The record is from RefSeq and is a predicted model, not a curated record. NCBI's taxonomy places the organism in Eukaryota, Metazoa, Arthropoda, Insecta, Neuroptera, Chrysopidae. Gene Ontology annotation, cellular component: lysosomal membrane; proton-transporting V-type ATPase, V1 domain.